Eleginops maclovinus (Patagonian blennie) is the source of this 10740-nucleotide messenger RNA. It is a transcript of the gene nbeal2, whose product is annotated as neurobeachin-like 2. Gene Ontology annotation, molecular function: protein kinase binding. Gene Ontology annotation, cellular component: cytosol; membrane. Bases 446 to 8884 code for a protein of 2812 amino acids. Gene Ontology annotation, biological process: intracellular protein localization. NCBI's taxonomy places the organism in Eukaryota, Metazoa, Chordata, Actinopteri, Perciformes, Eleginopidae. The record is from RefSeq and is a predicted model, not a curated record. The transcript is spliced from 55 exons.
UUCACAGAGUCAGACACUAGUUGAUGAUAAUGUGCUCAUCACAGGACUCUGAUGACUGAUCCACAGUCGUUUCUUGGUGUUGAGCGGAUGGCAUCUAUCGCUUCCGUGGGAACUCUCUCCAACAGGAAUCAUACGGCAGCAAGCUCGCUGUAAACGCGGACAUUGGGUGUUCCUCCAGACAUGAAUUUCCACGCAUUUUUGUUCCUGGUUUUAUAAUUUCGACUGCGAUCGCACCGUGGCCUCAUACACACACUGUUGUGUUUUUCCCUCUCAUGCCACUCUGAUAACUUUGCGCGUCGAGACAGAAAGCACUUUUGCGUGGAUUAUUGUGCCUGAAUAAUGGUUCCCAGGAGCGUGCUGCGUCCUGCUGCCUUUAGGAAACAAUUUCAAACAACGCUCUCUUUGACCAUGCUUACCCGUUUCAUGAUUUAAUAAUAAAAGGGCUAUGAGCAACCACAAAUGCAGCGGGAUGGCAUCGAAGGAAAGACUGUACGAGCUGUGGAUGUUAUAUUACACAAAGAAAGACGUGGGUUAUCUGCAGCAGUGGCUCGAGGCGUUCGUGGCUUCCUUUGAGAGACUCAUUGAUGUGCAGUCACUGGAGCCACGGAGGCUGGAGGAGUGCAGCUCCGAGGUGCCCUUGCUUCCCAAGGAGGUCCUGGUGCUCCUCGGUACACAGCUAUGGGAGAGUGCAGAGCAGCUCACCGACCCCCCUGAGUCCAACGGCACCGUCCCUCAUCCCCUGCUCCUCAUCAAGUUCUUCAUCAUAGUCUGCAGGAAUAUGGAGAACAUAGACCCAGACAACACUCCUGGUUUUGUUUUUGAAACCAUCAAGCUUUUGAAUUUCUGUUUAAGCCAGCUAAAGAAGGGUGAAGGGGAGCAGUCGUCUCUGCAGUUGGCUGUGCAGUACGGACUUGUGAUGUUUGAGAAUCUCUUUGACCCUUAUCAGACAUGGAGGAGAGGCCUGGCGGGGGAGGAGGUGAGCUUGCUGGAGAGGAACAAGUAUAAGUUCUCCCCACUGGCCUUGCCAGAGGAGCUGCCUGCUCUCUUCCACGAAUGUCUGCAGGAAAGCGAGAAGAUCCCCGAGGUCAUCACAAGAAGAUUUGUUCAUCUCCAGGGCUCUAUCAUCAGCGGUGGAAGGAAGAAUGGCCUUCUCUCCAUCACCCCUCACUCUGUUGAGGACCUGUUCUCUGUUCUGCGAGUGUGGUGCUGCCGGGCCUCGACCGAACCCAAGAGCACGGCUCUCUCACGGCUGACCCUGCAGUGCCUGACGGCGAUGAUUCACCUGCUUCAUGCCAGCAGCCCUGCUGAGCGGCAGGUGGAGAUCAGGACGAUACUGGAGAGCUACUUCCAGCUGCUCAACUGGAACCGUCCUCUUAGCAGUGAGCUGAAAGAGAGGCAGAACUGGGAGGAAAGCCUGAUCUCCCUCCAGCGCCAAAUGCUAACUGCUGUACCUGAGAUCCUGCAGUGCCCUGACAGACCCGUCCUGCAGGCUGUGUUCCUCAACAACAACUGCUUUGAACAUAUCCUUAGACUGGUUCAGAACAGCAAGCUCUUUCAGAGCAACAUGCAUAGACCGGAACGUGAGGUUGUGUGUGACCUCACUACUUGUUUACUCACAGAGGUCGAAGUGGACCAGGUUUUGGAAAAAGGAUCAGACAGUAUUACAGUUCAUGCCCUAGGAGUCCUCACAGCUAUAAUGAAUAACUCCCCCUCUGCUAAGGAGGUUUUCAAGGAGAGGAUUGGCUACUCCCAGCUGUUUGAUGUGCUGAAGAGUCAAGGUCAACCCACCAAAAGGCUUCUGCAGGAGCUGAUGAACAUGGCAGUGGAAGGUGAGCAUGCCCACGCCCAUCACCUUGGCAUUAGUAACGACCAGCCUUUGCUGCUGCUCUUGCAGUGGCUGCCUGACCUGUCAGGUCAGAGAGACCUGCAGCUGCUGGUGGCCCAGUGGCUGGCUACCGUCUGUGGCGGCUCCCUAUCCUGUCGCACCGUGGCUGUCGAGGCAGGCAUGGUGGGGGCUCUGCUGCAGGUGCUCUCGCAGCCCCAGAAUCUAGACAGGCAGUGUGCAGAUGCCCUGCUUGGCCUCCUGCAGGACCUGGGCUCCCUGUGUCUGAGACCAGAGGAGCUGAAGAGCCUGCUCAGACUGCUCAGGGUGGAUCAGGACAAUGGCGCAGUGGUGGGGAAGGUGCACCCCUACUGCGCUCGCGUAAUCCAAGUGCUCUCAUCCAUGGCGGCCAGAGAAGGCCAGGACAGUGCCUUGCAGUACUUUGACCUCACGCCCCCCAUGGCUGGCAUUAUGGUGCCGACAGUCCAACGCUGGCCAGGCAACGGGUUUGCCUUUCAUGCCUGGCUCUGCCUCAACAUGGAGUUCCCAUGUCAUUCGGAGUCCUCUAAUCAACGUAAACCUCGUGCAAACUCUGUCACAGGGGUUCAGUAUGACAUGGGAAAAGGACCCCGCAGGAAGCAGCUCUACAGUUUCUUCACAGCAAGUGGAACUGGGCUGGAGGCCUUCUUCUCCUUGGAGGGAGUGCUGGUGGUGGCUGUCUGCACUAAAAAAGAAUACAUGGCUGUCACGCUGCCCGAGCACCCACUAGCUGACUCAUGCUGGCAUUCAGUCGCUAUAGUCCACAUCCCAGGCCGUCGUCCUUUUGGUCAGAACCUGGUCACCAUCUACAUCGACGGAGAGCAGCGCAAAACGGCUCCGCUUCGCUUUCCAUCUUUCAGUGAGCCUUUCACUUCCUGCUGCAUCGGAUCUGCAGGCAACCGGACUACUACCACCACCACCACCACCUCCCCCAACCUGCCCACAUCCUCGUCCUCCAACCCAUCAACGCCAGAGUUUUCUUUCCCCUCCCAUGCACCCUCCCUUAUCCGUUCCCAGUCCUUCCCAGCCACCUUUGCAGGAGGUCGCUGGGGGUCUUCAAGAGAGAACACAGUGCACACCAUCCCAGCAGGACUGCAGGACACAGAGUGGGGAACCCCAACGUCUCUGGAUGGGCUAUUGGGCACCGCCUUCAUCUGCCACGAGGCUCUGCAGCCGACACAGACAAGAGCUCUGCAUGCUGCAGGCCCGAAUCACGUGUCCUUAUUCAAAGCGGAGGGAGAGUUAUCUGAUCUCAACAGCAAGCUUCUUCUGUACUACACUCCACAGGCGUUCAAGAGCCAGAAAUGUCUGGACCUGUCGCCCAAUCACCAAUAUGAUGGCAGGCUCACAGGACACAGUGUAGUGAACUGGGACAUCAAGGAUGUUGUAAAUGUGAUGGGAGGUGUAGGGGUUUUGCUGCCACUGCUCGAGCAGGUAUGUGAAGCAGAGCAGGUUAACAACGGCAGUAAGGAGAUCACCGACCUGCUGGGACCAGAGCUCACCUCCUCCAGAGGCCCCGCCGCCAUGCUGCUGCCACUCAACAAGUCUGCAGAGGGCAGACUAGAGAGAAACAGCGUAGCCGCCUUCCUGCUGAUGGUGAAAAACCUGAUUCGUCAUCACCCUGUUAAUCAGGAGUGCCUGCUGCUCUGCCAUGGACCGAGCAUCAUAGGAGCCAUGCUCAGCAAAGUUCCUGGCAGUAUGAUGGACAUGAACGUUUCAAUGGCCUGUCAGCUGCUCUUGGAUCAGGUUUUCAAUGAGGGGAACAGCCCACUUCUACAGCAACUUUACCAGCACCUGCUCUUUGAUUUCCGCAUCUGGACUAAAAGCCAUUUUACCGUUUGUCUGGCCCACGUGCAGUACAUGGUGUCUGUGCUUAACAAAGGCAAGCAGCGAAUGAAGAAGAAGUACGGAGUCCAGUUUAUUCUGGAUACAAUUCGCACAUACUACAGUGUGGAGAAAGAUGGCAGCGCUCUGUCCGAUGAAAAGCAGACGAUUCAAACCUCUCUCUUUGCCUUGCUGAAAGACUUUCUAAAGUCUCCUACUCCAGAGGAGAUUCACAUUGUUCUCGCCUACAUUGUGUCUGUCGGAGAGGAGAAGCAGGUGGUGAGGGCCUUGGACGUGCUGUAUGAGCUGUUGCGGAGCAGCCCUCCUCGGGAGCAGGUGCAGGCCGUGCUGCUGGAGUGGGGCGUAGAGCAGCUGUACUGCUUGCUGCUCACUCCGAGCUUCGGAGACGAGGCCAGAGAGAGGGUCUUCAGGGUUUUGUACAAAAUCCUUAAAAGCGAGCGAGUGUCUGAGCGAAACAAGCAGCGCAUCAAGCUCAAGGAUUUCGGAUAUCUUGGCCUGGUUUGUUUCCUAGAUGCGAUCCCCGUCACCAUGAAUACUGUGCGGUGUCUGUACGAGCAGGUCCUUGCUACAGAAGCGACCCCAAACUUCAGAGACCUCCUGGCUGUCGUCUGUCUCUCCCAUCGAGCUGAACUCACUGUCCGCCUAGAUGUCUGUCGCAAGCUCUUUCAUCUGAUCUACUCCAAUGAGGAUUAUGUGAAGCAGCUCGCUAAGCAGCCCGGCUGGCAGGAUGUUUUUACCAAGCUGUAUGUGAAAGAGUCCUACGAGUCCCACGCUGCCAGCAUCGCAGGCUCCAGCAACCACACCUCCUACCGGCCGCCACUGCAAAGGGAGCAAUCUCUGGUCAUAGAGGACGCACACCCGGACAUGUUCCUGAACUACCGCACCUCGCAGGACAUCGGGGAUGAGGAGGAGGAGGAUGAAGGUGGCCAUCGAGACACUUCGGAGGGAUUCUCGGAUUUAUCCCAGUCUCCUCCAAGUGGAGGUGGAAGUACACUUAAAGACUUCACUGGUUCCCUUAAUUUUAAGUGUUUUGAUUCAGUGGACCAGGAGAGCCACUCGUCCUCCAUCUCUAAUGCAGUUGAUAUCACCCCAUCUCGCCCUGAUUACGAGGGGAGAGACUACCAGCCGCUCUCCCCCUUUGGCACCCCUUUUGAUUUGGACCUAGGGGGCAUGGGAGAUAACGGCACACACACUCCUGCAGGCAGUCUGACAAACACACCGUCUCCUCUAGAGAACAGCAAACCUUUUCCGCCUGCCAGACCCAGGAAGAGCUCCAGUCUGUCCAACGUGCUGGAUGAUACCAGCUAUGGGACGGACCCUCCAACUGGAGACACCAUCUCCAAUACAUCCAACCCACAGCAGACCCCUGAAGAGGAGUUGUGCAACCUGCUCACCAACAUCGUCUUCUCCGUGCUGUGGAGCCGCAGAGGGCCGGAGGCCUCGGAGGAUGUGGUUUGGAGAGAGAGAGGACAGGUAUUCUCUGUUCUCACCAAACUGGGCUCCUCCUGCCAACUGGUGCGCCCUCCCGAUGACAUCAAACGCAGUCUGCUGGAGAUGAUGCUGGAGUCGUCUCUGUCAGACCUGAGGGAGGCUCAGGGUGUGACCCUGCCUUUCUGUCCCAGCCUGGUUCGCCUCCUCAGGCUGCUGCAGGACUUCCUGUUUGCUGAGGGUACAGACAACCACACCCUGUGGAGUGAAAAGAUAUUUGAGGGGGUGGUAAACCUGCUGGACAAGUUGCAGGCCUGGCAUAGCACCCCUGGCAGCCCAGGGAACACCGAACUGAAGGAAAUGGCCCAGAUCGGCCUGCGUAUCAUCACCGGAUACAUCCAGCAGCAGCACUCGCAGGUGUGUGUGAUGGCCUAUGUGAAGCUCCACAGCCUUCUUCAGACCGUCCUGUGUCUGAGCUGGGAGGAGGUGUGCUUCCUGUUGGGGCAGCUGGGCGCCCCCCUGUGGCCAGGAGGGAUAAUGGACGGUACCAACUGUGGACAUGCAGAGACUUACUCGCAGCUUGUGCCCAUCGUGCGUACGCUGCUUGACCAGCACGCCGACCCCAUCACCCUCCAUGAACUACUACCAAACCUGCCCGUCACUAAUGGCAGCACCACCUUCGCUGAGGACCUAAAGACUUACUGCCACACUCUGGAGUGGCAGGAGUUUUACCAGCAUCAGGUUCAGCCCACCAUGGAGCAGUAUGAGCUGGACAGGUUUGGGAGGAGCCAUGACAUCAUGUCCAAUUUCUGGAAUUCCUGCUUCGAUGACCUGAUGAGUACAGCCUAUAAACGGGACAAAGACAGAUCCGACAGCAAGUCCAAGUUUCAGGAAGUGAUUGUGGACCCCUGCCUGAAACGAGCGAAAAGUGAGAACAACAGGUACAUGAGUGUGCAGAAGCAGAGCUCCAGCCAGCAGGGGGUGGUGUGGCAGCACUGGAGAGCUCUGCGCAGGCUUCUGACCAGUGAGAGAGGAGCGUGGGCCAACAAAGUUCAACCAGAGGUGAAAUUGAAAUUGUCCAACGCAGAGACUUAUUCAAAGAUGCGUCUCAAGCUUGUGCCCAACUUCAACUAUGAUCCUCACAGCGAGGCCAGCGCCCUGAGGGACAACAUGGGAGCGGACAGCCCUCGUAGCUCUGAACCCCUCCCUGUGGCUGUUGCAAAGGAGGCCAAAGUUAGUGACAUGGAGGAUGAUCAGUUAGGAGACGAGGACCUCGUCUUCUUAGAUAACAAGGUGGAGGGAGAAGACGAGAACCAGAAAGAAAAACUGGUUCUGUCUGAAGACUGUGAGCUUAUCACCAUCGUGGCGGUUGUUCCGGGUCGUCUAGAGGUUACCACGCACCAUCUGUACUUUUAUGAUGGCAGCAGUGAGAAAGAAGAGACAGAAGAAGGAAUCGGGUUUGAUUUCAAGAGACCUCUGUCUCAGCUGAGAGAAGUCCAUCUGAGGCGCUACAACCUGCGACGAUCUGCACUGGAGCUCUUCUUCAUCGACCAGUCUCACUACUUCAUCAACUUCAGGAAGAAGGUACGAAACAAAGUGUACUCCAGGAUUCUGGGACUGCGGCCUCCCAACCUGUUUUACUUUGGCUCUCGAUCCCCCCAAGAGUUACUGAAGGCAUCUGGGCUUACACAGAAAUGGGUGUGUAGAGAAAUCUCCAAUUUCGAGUACCUGAUGCAACUGAACACCAUUUCUGGACGCACUUACAACGACCUGUCGCAGUAUCCUGUGUUCCCCUGGAUCCUGUGUGACUACACCUCUCCCAUUCUGGAUCUGGAGGACCCGUCAGUUUUCAGAGACUUGUCCAAACCCAUUGGUGUGGUCAACUCCCGCCAUGCACAGAAUGUCAGAGAAAAGUAUGAGAGCUUUGAGGAUCCAACAGGCACCAUCGACAAAUUCCACUAUGGCACACACUACUCUAACGCAGCAGGAGUCAUGCACUACAUGAUCCGCAUGGAACCGUUCACAACUCUGCAUAUCCAGCUGCAGAGCGGCAGAUUUGACUGCGCAGACCGACAGUUCCACUCGGUGGCAGCAGCCUGGCAGGCUCGCAUGGAGAGUCCAGCUGACGUCAAAGAGCUCAUCCCAGAGUUUUUCUACUUCCCAGAAUUCCUGCAGAACAUGAAUGGCUUUGACCUGGGACAGUUGCAGAUAUCUCAGGAUGCUGUGGCCGAUGUUCUGCUGCCUCGCUGGGCCAGUUCCAGAGAAGACUUCAUCAAGCAGCACAGAAAAGCCCUGGAAUGUGAGCAUGUGUCCAGUCACCUCCAUGAGUGGAUUGACCUGAUCUUUGGUUACAAGCAGAGAGGCGAAGAGGCAGUAAACGCCCUCAAUGUCUUCUACUACUGCACUUAUGAGGGCGCUGUAGAUCUGGAUGCAAUUGCCAACGAGACGGAGCGUAAGGCCCUUGAAGGCAUCAUCAGCAACUUUGGACAGACUCCCUGUCAGCUCCUGAAGGAGCCUCAUCCUCCUCGUAUGUCAGCUGAGAACGCAACUAGGCGGCAGGCCCGCCUGGACACUAUGCCCCUCAGUAUCUUUGAGCAGCUCGACAAACUCCGACCAUUUGUAGAAGUCGUAAGCGAUGGCUUUCCUCUGGUCCAGGCAGUGGUUCCAAAGAGCCAGAAUCGCUCCUUUAUAAUCCAAGGCUCAGAUAUGCUGGUGACUGUUAGUUCGACUGGGUUGAUAGGGACACACAGCUGGCUGCCUUAUGACAAAAACAUCGCCAACUACUUCACCUUCACGAAGGACCCCUCCAUGAAUAAUCCCAAAACGCAGCGAUUCUUAAGCGGACCUUUCUCUCCUGGGGUGGAGAUCAGCGCUCAGGUGCUGGUGGUGUCCAACGACGGACGCCUGCUCUUCAGUGGAGGACACUGGGACUGCAGUCUCCGUGUCACCCAGCUGGGGAAGGGCAAGCUGGUGGGCAGGAUCUGCCGGCACAUUGACGUGGUCACUUGCUUGGCUCUGGAUCUCUGUGGCAUCUACCUCAUUUCUGGUUCAAGGGACACAUCCUGCAUAGUGUGGCAGGUUCUGCAGCAGGGUGGCUUCUCCAGCGGUCUCUCUCCUCGGCCAGUGCAAGUUCUCUGUGGCCACGACCAGGAGGUCACCUGUGUGGCCAUCAGCACCGAACUAGACAUGGCUGUGUCAGGGUCGAAGGAUGGGACGGUGAUAGUGCACACUGUCCGACGAGGCCAAUUCUUGCGGACUCUGCGGCCCCCUGGAGAUAGCUGGGUACCCGUACACAUCUCUGAGCUCCAGGUGGGCAUGGAGGGCCACAUUGUGGUACAGACCUCGCUGGAGGCACGCUCUCAUAGAAAGGGCAAGUACUCCAUUCAUGUUUACACAGUAAAUGGCCGUCUGCUGUGCUCCUUCACCAUGGAGGAGCAGGUGACUGCUCUCCACCUUGUGUCUGAACACAUCAUCGUGGGAACCGUGAAAGGCAGCCUUCACAUACGAGAUUUAUGCAGUCUGGACGCGUGUGUAACACCACUGGCCUUGAAAGUUCCUGUGAGAAGUGUGUCUGUCACCAAAGAGUGCAGCCACAUCCUUGUGGGACUAGAAGACGGGAAGUUAAUUGUUGUGGGGGCAGGGAAGCCAGAGGAGGUUCGCUCAGGACAAUUCCACCGCAUCUGGGGCUCCACACGCCGCAUCUCUCAGGUGUCGGCAGGUGAAACCGAGUAUAAUCCUGCUGGCAAAUGAGGUGAGCAAUGGUGGAAGAACUCGGAGGACACUGAAGGCUGCUGCACCACCUAGAUGCUCACCAGACUGUUCAAGGCUUUGUUCCCUUUACAAGCUGGGAGACUAUCCUCCUCAGCCUCUGAUCUCUCUGAGAGAGCAACUAUACACUGUGCACUUUUUUAUUAGUGAUUUAAUAUUUUAUUCUGUAUUUCUUUACAUGUGUGUACUGUUUUUAAUCUGCAUCAUUCCAAAGAGUGGCCUUUGUUGUUGUUGAUGAAGAAGAGCUUGGCGCCAGAGGUUGUGAACUGCAUUUAAACAGCGAGUCAUAAUUCAGGGACGCGACUCAUACUGAUUCACGUGCAGCCUCGGACAUAGAGAGAUGUAACGCUGUGAAGUCAACAGGGUCCAUGUUCUUGGCUCCGUUUCUGCCAGAGGAACAGCUGUGAUGUCUGCAGUUGAAUGUCCCAAAGCGGCUGUUUUGGCAAUGGCACCUUCUUAAAACUCCUGGAAACUUGAAAACUGCUGUAAAUGUUGCUCGAGAUUUCCACAUUGCAAUACUAGUAAUUACCACAUAGGGGUUGACUUUGUAAAAGAAAGACACAAUGGGUGACUGAUCACUCUAAUAAACCAAUGCUGUGUCGUGAUCAACAUCAGGACUUGCAGAUCCUUGCAGCAGAAGAUCACCGCAAUACCACAGUGUAUAAUUCUGGAUUCCUUUAGGCUCUAAGUGAAGUAAAACUGUUACAAUUAAAGCAUUAACUGCUUUAAUGGUCAAGUAUGUGAAAUAAAUUCACCUCUUUAUCAUGCCUCUGGAGCUUAGAUGCAAUGAAACUCAAGAGGGUAGCUUCCUGUUGCCUUAUACACACAAUGGAUUAGAUCUUUACAAAUGCAUCUGUACUAGUUUUGUUACUUCUCUGUUUAUCACACGACUAUAUCACUGUUUUUACUCCAUCUUAAAAGUGCCUUUUUUAGCUUGUGUCUUGAGCCAUGUAUAAACACUGAAUUCUGAUCAUAUAUUACCGUGUAAGAUCACUAUAUGUCUGAAUGUUGCCCUGCUGUUCUGAUUCAAACACACCGUACAUGUCUGCUAUGAGUCAGAUGUAGAUAAGAUGUUGUUAAUGAACUCAGUAAACCCUUGGUCGGAUGCACAUACUUGCCUGUACUGGUGUUGUACUGUUUUAUGAAGCGCUGAAAACAUCUGAAGACAUGAUGACUCUGAGACACGUGAGCAUGAAAGUCUGUGAGUGAGUUUCCGAGGAAUUCACUUCCUGCCAGCUGCUUUUACUGUGGUUGGGACAAACUAGUUGUUAUGCAGUUUCAUGACGGAGCGGAGACAAAGGGAACUAUUUGGGUGUAAGGCAAUACCCAUAACAUUGUCCUCACAUACAAAUUACUUUGUCUGUGCAAGUGAUGCUCAGAGGACUGUAUUUAAAGUGUUUUCUUUCUCUUUUCAAAUCAUCUUCUUUCUACCCGAGGAAAUACACAAUCAGUAAAUCCAGGCUGUCUUAAAUAACAAUUUAUUCAAAUCAUACAACUGUAAGAUGAGAUGGAGCGUAUCUCAUCUUGUCUGUGAAAAUAAAGGAUCGUUUGGCAGCAGUUCAAGCACACAUUUGAUACUAUAGGUUGCUAUUGUGUGUACUGUUUACUAUAUCAAUUCAUGUAAUGCUGCUCUGUUUUGCUAUAAAUGUUAUGAAUGUAAUGUUUCACUUAAUUAUGCAGGAACACUCCAAGCCUUAAGUUUAAUCCGAUCAAAAUGGAGGCUUCCUUUUAUCAUGGGGUCUUUACAAAAACUGGGUUUAAGAUGAAUUUUUAUGACGGUUUUGGUAAUAUCUGUUGUUCAGUUAUCCCAAUUUAGAUUAUAAAUGAUCAUUCAAAAA